Molecule: messenger RNA, 3785 nt
Organism: Glossina fuscipes
Lineage: Eukaryota; Metazoa; Arthropoda; Insecta; Diptera; Glossinidae
Gene: tst
Product: helicase SKI2W
Exons: 7
Coding region: 143-3751 (1202 amino acids)
Biological process (GO): nuclear-transcribed mRNA catabolic process, 3'-5' exonucleolytic nonsense-mediated decay
Cellular component (GO): Ski complex
Molecular function (GO): RNA binding; RNA helicase activity; ATP binding
Source: RefSeq, a predicted model, not a curated record
UAAGAAGGAAGAAGUCUUUAGUGUUUAUAUACAUAUGUAAAAUAGAAAGCGCAAAGCAUCAACAAAUAGAAACAUUUCAUCACGUUAUUUCGCCAACAGACGUAAUCCGUUAAUCAACAACUCGAAAAACAAAGACUGUGUGAUGUCCUUAAUUAAUGAAGAAGAUGUAAAGAAAUUACAAAACUAUAUCUUAUGUCCUGAAUUAUCGAUCCAUAACCCAUUACCGGAAGUAAUACCAAGGAAAUAUAAUGAAAUGCGUUUGCUAACGGUGCCAAGAGGUAACGCCAGUACGAAAUUGGUGCCUAAACGCGACUUCAUUACCGGAAGAAUUGUCUCCUUUGUUGAAAUAGAUUUAGAGAAUGUAGGUGCUAAUGCAAAAAAUUCGACUAGCAUGAGGAGAGAACCUGGCCUUUUAGAUGAGAUAACUAGAGGUUCUGCCAUGAAUUACCCUUUUUGGCCAGGCGGUUUCGAUGAACCAUCAAAAGAAAUGAAAAAGUUGACUAUGGAAGACUUCCAAAUUGAGGAUGAGUUAUUAUUGACAGUGCCGCCAGGUUUUAAGUACGGUUAUGACUUUAGCAAGCAGCAUGGCUUUAAGCAGCAAGAGCUCUUCAAAAAUGUACAACCUAAUGAUAACGUCAAUUUACUAGAAAAUCUGGAGAAAGACUUGGAUGUAUUGGAAUGGCUAAAAUUAACAGAAAAAGAAAAUGAAAGCAGUGAAUUGGGGAUAAAUGUGAAUAGCGUCAAUGACUUUACAGCUGAGUUCAAGGAUCUUGAUGAGCAAAUUAUGUCUGCGGAAUUGAAGCCAGUAUUAGAGAUUUCUUCUUCGAGGAAGAGUAUAGUGCGAACAGAAUGGGCUGAAAUGUUAGAUGUAACUCACGAUAUUGCCGAUUUUCAUGAGAGGAUUCCCUGUCCUGCUAAAAAAUACGACUUUGAAUUGGAUACAUUCCAAAAGCAGGCCAUUCUAAAGUUAGAAGAACGUCAAUACGUAUUUGUAGCCGCUCAUACGUCCGCCGGUAAGACAGUAGUGGCCGAAUACGCUAUUGCAUUAUCUCAACGCGAUUUGACCCGUACCAUAUAUACGUCACCUAUUAAGGCCUUAUCUAACCAAAAGUAUCGCGAUUUUAAGAAAAUUUUUAAAGAUGUAGGUCUUAUUACCGGAGAUUUGCAAAUUGAUCCCACCGCUACUUGUUUGAUCAUGACGACAGAGAUUUUACGUUCAAUGCUUUAUUGUGGUAGCGAUAUUACCAGGGAUUUGGAAUACGUUAUAUUCGACGAGGUUCAUUAUAUUAAUAACCGCGAAAGAGGUCAUGUAUGGGAAGAAGUGUUCAUUUUAUUGCCGGACCAUGUUAAUAUCAUAAUGUUAAGCGCAACAGUGCCGAAUACUAUGGAGUUAGCCGACUGGGUGGGCAGCACUAAGAAACGCAAAGUUUACGUUAUAAGCACUCUGAAAAGGCCAGUGCCCUUAAUGCACUACCUAUAUACUGGAACUGGCGGUAAAAGCAAGGAUAGUAUAACAUUGCUGGUAGAUGCUGAUGGAAAAUUUUUGCAAGAAAAUUAUGAGAUUGCUGUGGCGAAGAAGAAGGCAAUGCAAAGCAAAUCAAAAUCGUGUGGAAGUGGUUCAAAAAUGGUACAGAACACUUCUCUCAAGCAAGAACAAAAUACUUGGAUUGGCUUAGUGGAUUUUCUAAAGCGAAAUGAUAAAAUGCCUGUAGUAGCUUUCACCUUAUCCAGAAAUCGUUGCGAUAUUAAUGCCCAGAUGCUGCAAUCGAUUGAUUUGAAUACGGCCCGUGAAAAGGGUUCAGUGGAAAUAUUCUUCCAACAGUGCUUAGCUAAGCUGAAACCACCUGAUCGUGUGCUACCUCAAGUUUUGACAAUGAAAGAUUCUCUGGGUCGUGGUAUUGGUGUUCAUCACAGCGGUAUCUUGCCCAUUCUUAAGGAAAUUGUAGAAAUGCUUUUUCAAGCCGGCUUAGUCAAAUUGCUUUUCGCGACUGAGACUUUCGCUAUGGGCGUAAAUAUGCCAGCCAGAACGGUAAUAUUUGAUUCGCAUAGGAAAUUCGAUGGCUCGGAAGUGAGAAAUCUAAAGCCGGGCGAAUAUAUACAAAUGGCUGGCAGAGCCGGUCGUAGAGGUCACGAUCAAAACGGUACAGUUAUAUUGUUGUGUAAAGUUCAAGUCCCACCCGCAGACGAGAUGAGAGCCAUGAUUUUGGGUAAGCCCGAGAAAUUGGAAUCACGAUUCAUUUUACGUUAUGCGGUGAUUUUGACAUGUUUACGUAUUGAGAGCAUUAAAGUCGAGGACAUUAUGAAAUUUAGCUUCAAGGAAUUCAAUCAGAAAUUACAAUUGCCAGCACAACAAAAACAAUUAGAGGUAGCACAAAAUAAAUUCUCUAAAAUGCCUGAAUUGGGAGAACAUUUGCAGCCCUUAUGCAAAUUCUGCGAGUUAGGUAAUGAAUACAUAACGGAGAAGCAACGAUUGAUGAAAUCUUUAUUUGCUCAACCAAAAAUUGCAAAAGAAUUAAAAAUCGGUCGUAUCGUGAUAGUGACGCAUAGUAAACACUAUAAUAAAUUGGGCAUCCUCUUAUAUAUUAAAAAUACAAUAGGCAAAGAGACCAGCUAUCGCGUUCUCGUUUUAGAUCAUCAAUUUAAAGCCAGCGAAGGCAAGGAUGAUAUUCAUCGCGGUGAAAUGUAUUACAAAUUGAUUUCGUUGACACCGCAACAUAAAUUCUUCCAACCGGAAGGAAUCGGUGGGCAUGCAAUACUCGAUGUUAAAGCCGGAGAUUUUGUGGAAAUUACAAAAGCUUCUUUGAAAAUCGAUGCUGAUGUUAUUAUACGUAAUUGGGAGCAAAGGCAAAUUGAGCGUUUUCGAAAUUCGCCGCCUGGAGCGACUGUCUUAAAAGCAGUUUCCGAGCUGUCGAAACUCAACGAUGGCUAUGUGAAUAAUCCCGAGUCAUUGAAAUUCUUGAACAUGGCAAAGGAAAUAAAUAUUAAUUCAGAUAACGAGAUGGUUCAGUUAUGUUAUUUGGAUCAUUUGCAGAAGACAUUGCAAGAGAUAUUACCGUAUACUAAUAUAGCCGGAUUCGAAGAGGAAUUUGCAAUUGUUCACGAUCGUAAAGUUUUGGAGCAUCGUAUCGAGGAAUUAAAAUUUAAAAAUUCUAUCAAGAAUCUCUCCUUGUAUCCCGACUAUUGCAAUAAACUUGAAGUUUUGAGAGCUCUACGAUACAUUGACGAAUUAGAUGAAGUGACACUGAAGGGCAAAGUGGCUUGUGAAAUGGGUCGGAAUGAAUUAUUUAUUACUGAAUUAAUACUUUGUAAUAUGUUCAAUGAUUUGGAACCGGCAGAGAUAGCCGCCUUACUUUCAGGAUUAGUAUUUCGAGCAAAAAUUGCUGGUGAGUCUACCGUGCCUGAAAAAUUUAUUCAGUAUGUAAGCGAAUUUGAAAAGAUUAAUGAUAACAUCGUAGAGCAAGAAAUGAAACAUCGUGCUAUUACUGAGACUGAAGAAAGAUUAAACUUCGGGUUGUUAGAAGUAGUCUACGAAUGGGCUUGCAAUAAGCCUUUUGCUGAAAUUAUGAAAUUAACCGAAGUUCAAGAAGGCAUUAUUGUACGUUGCAUACAACAGUUAGAUGAAACUUUGCAUGACGUUAAGACCGCUGCAAUACGCAUAGGUAAUCCAACGUUGCAAAGUAAAAUGGAGGAAGCUUCCAAUGCUAUUAAACGGGACAUCGUCUUCACUGCCAGUUUAUAUACUACGUUUUAAUUUCAUUAUGAAUUUUUUCAAUAAUUUUUUUUUA